Molecule: messenger RNA, 2108 nt
Organism: Aspergillus pseudonomiae
Lineage: Eukaryota; Fungi; Ascomycota; Eurotiomycetes; Eurotiales; Aspergillaceae
Gene: dprC
Product: protein dprC
Exons: 3
Coding region: 532-1932 (466 amino acids)
Source: RefSeq, a predicted model, not a curated record
UCUUAUCAUCCCCCUCACUCAGUUUACCCUUUAUUAGAGGAAAACUCUUUUGUUGGCACGUCCAUGGAAGUAUGAAGCCAAGAUGAUGUAAGAGCCUCAGCGGUUAUCAAAUCGUUAUCGACGAUAAAGACAACAUGUUCGCUUCUUUGCUUUCUACUUCGACAAAAAUCGUCAUUGCUCCUCAGUCAAACGUUAAAUGAUGCCAAAUGCCAGCCAUUGAUGUAAUCUGGUCCUAUUCACAGCUAUUUUGCGCUCCCAGAGAGAGGAAGAUCUACAUAUCUUCCAUGGUGAAGAACAGCUGGAACUGCCCCUGGGGUACCCCUGACGUCAUAGGUACAUCAGGUGUGAUGUCGCAUAGUCUGGGGUGUUGACAACUCGAAUAUAUAAGAACUGGGGGAGAUGGGUCUCGUAGAGCUUAGAUUUGUUCCAAGUAAAGUCAAUCCUCGAUUCUAUGAAAGAAUAUCGCAAGAGUUACUAGUCUAGAAGAAGUUCAAUUGCCUACAACCCUACAUACAACAUACUACAUACAUCAUGAGCAGCACGCAGCCUCCUUACUAUUCCUCCUCCUUCGGUGAUCCCACUCAACACCCCAGCUCUUCUCAGCCGAUUGGCACUCAGAUUGGGGGCGUUGACCCUAGUGAUCCUCGUACAGGACCUGCUCCACACACAGCUGGCCCACACAAGUCCGACCUAGCCAACAAGCUCGAUCCUCGUGUGGAUAGCGACCUGAGCAAGGAGAAGAAGUCAAGCAACGCUGGAAUUGGUGGAGCGGGGGGCGCUAGCAACACCCAUACAGGAUCUGCUCAGAGGACGGCGGGUCCUCACACCUCGGACACUGGUAAUAAGCUUGACCCUCGUGUCGACAGUGAUAAGGACAACCGUGCCCGUCACGCACCAGGCACCGUGGCCAGUGAUGCCCGUACAGGGCCUGCUCCUAGAACUGCUGGGCCCCAUGAGUCCGACAUGAGUAACAAGCUUGACCCCCGUGUCGACAGUGACGUAGAUAACCGUGCAUCGGGGGCUGUGUCAAGCAAUCCUCAUACUGGACAUGCUCAGAGAACUGCCGGUCCACACGAUUCUGAUAUGGGUAACAAGCUUGAUCCUCGUGUUGACAGCGAUGUUGAUAACCGGGCCCGCCACGCACCAGGCACCCUGGCAAGCGAUGCUCGCACCGGUCCUACCUCAAGGACUGCUGGUCCCCACGAAUCUGACAUGGGCAACAAGCUUGACCCUCGCGUGGACAGCGACCUCGACAACCGCGCUCAGUAUGCGCCACAAACCACUCACAACCGUAACACCUCUCACCUAGCCGGUACUGGGGCCACUACUUCGAGCACUACUGGUCCCCAUAGCUCAAAGAUUGGCAACAAGAUGGACCCUCGUGUUGACAGUGACCUCGACAACCGCGCUCAGUACGCCCCCGGCACUACCAAGACGGGAAACGAGAACCCCUACGUGACGCAGGACACCUCGCUCAGCAGCGGUUCCAACGCUGGUCCCCAUGAAUCUAAGAUGACGAACAAGCUCGACCCUCGCGUGGAUGCCCAAACGGGCAACGUAUCUUCCAAGACAACCAGCCAGCCUCAUGGCUCCCAGUUUACGGGUAAUACUCAUUCUCAAUAUGGGACCAAUGCCAAUGAGCUAUCUACUGGCGCCGGGUACGCGUCCAGCGGGGUAGGAUACCGACCGGCACAGUCAUCCGGCAGCGCACCUGGGUCCAAGUCUGCUCAGAAGGGUGCAGACAUUGGUUCCAGUGUGAAGGGAGCUUUUGCUGGCGCUCACGGGAUGGGAGAAUCUCUCCGCGGUGGUCUAAAUGCGGCAGUUGAUAAGACGUUUGGCCACGAAGAGGGUGUCGCAAAGAACGAUGCUAUCGCCAGCCAAGGUGAACAAGAGAUGCGCAGUGGAAACUUCAGCCGAGGAAAUGCUUGCUGAGAUGGCUACCCUGGUUGAUUAUGGGUUACGACGCUACGAUGAAUUUGUAUUCUAGGAAUAUGUUUUUCUAACUUUCAAAAUUUUUUAUGACAAUUGGUGGAAAUGAGAUUGGUAGUACAGUUUCUGUAUUAAAUUAAGUCUGAGAGCCGGUCUAUAUACCAAUGAUUUUGAUUCUA